Molecule: messenger RNA, 1773 nt
Organism: Colletotrichum higginsianum IMI 349063
Lineage: Eukaryota; Fungi; Ascomycota; Sordariomycetes; Glomerellales; Glomerellaceae
Product: Eukaryotic aspartyl protease
Exons: 3
Coding region: 1-1773 (590 amino acids)
Biological process (GO): proteolysis
Molecular function (GO): aspartic-type endopeptidase activity
Source: RefSeq, a predicted model, not a curated record
AUGGCGCUCCUCUCCUCCGCCAUUCUGGCCCUGUCGCUAUUCGGAACAAUAACGCAAGCAUGGCCUCAGCUACCAACAGACGACGGCGACUUCACCUCGCUGACGACCCUCCCGACCAUCCCCUACACGACGCAAGAUAGCAUCGACGUCGCCCCGCGCGGGCUGUCCCUCCCCGCCGACGAGGACGCCGAGGCCGGCAUGGUGAUGACGCUGCCGGUGACCUCGGGGCCGAGGAGGAAGCGGCGCACGCGCUCGCGGCGCAAGAUCCUGCUCGACGACAUGCUCGACGACGACGACCUCGAAGCCGCCCUGCCCGAGGCGCCCCCGCAGCGGCUCAAGCCUCCGGUCUCGAUGCGCGGCCUGCUGCCCGUCGACGACGACCAGGUCGACGUGAACGGCGCCUUCGUCACGCUGCCCGUCAUCCACUCCACCAAGCGCGGCGUCUUCAGCCGGCAGGUCGAGGCGAAGCUUGCCAACCGGUCUGACGUGGCUUACUAUGCCCAACUCAACAUCGGCACACCACCCCAGGCAGUGUAUGCCCAGCUCGACACGGGCUCCUUCGAGCUCUGGGUGAACCCGGACUGCACCGUCCUGGCCGCCGCGGACCAGCGCUUCUGCGAGGCCGUCGGCUUCUACGACUCGGCCCGCUCGUCGACGGCCGUGUCGAUGCAGACGUCCAAGACGCUCCGCUACGGCAUCGGCGCCGCCAACAUCACCUACGUCCGCGACAGCCUCGCCCUCGCCGGCUCCCGCUCGACGAUGCGCCAGGUCCAGUUCGGCGUCGCCACCAGCUCCGAGGACCAGUUCGCCGGCAUCCUCGGCAUCGGCUACGGCGAGGGCGUCAACACGCGCUACAAGAACCUUGUCGACGAGCUCGCCGCCCAGGGCGUCACCCGCACCCGCGCCUUCAGCCUCGGCCUCGGCUCCAAGGACGAGCAGGAGGGCGCCAUCAUCUUCGGCGGCAUCGACACGUCCAAGUUCUCGGGCGCCCUCGCCCGUCUGCCCAUCGUCCCGGCCGGCCAGGCCCCGGACGGCGUCGCCCGGUAUUGGGUGACGAUGAACUCCCUCAGCCUGACGCCCCCGAGCCGCCGCACCCGCGUGUACCCCAACAGCAGGAUGCCCGUCUUCCUCGACAGCGGCGCCACCCUGACGCUGCUGCCGGAGGGGCUCGCCAACAUGAUCGCCGCCGACUUCGGCUCGCCCGGCGUCGACGCCAACGGCUUCUACCCGGUCUCGUGCACCCUCGUCGGCCUCAACGGCACCGUCGACUUCGACUUUGACGGCAUGAAGAUCAGGGUCCCCUACAAGGAGAUGAUCCGCGAGCUGCGCACGACGCCGCCGGCCUGCUACCUGGGCAUCGUGCCGAGCUCGGACUUUACGCUGCUGGGCGAUACCUUUCUGCGCUCUGCGUAUGCCGUGUUCGACCUCGACACCAACGCCGCCUACUUGGCGCAGUACAGCAACUGCGGCACGAGGACGAUGCCUAUUAGCCGGCCGGAAGACAUCGCGGCCAUCCGGGGACUGUGUCCCGAUCCCGCCGGGGCCGUGGCCCCGCCGCCGGCCACCAACGGCACCACCGCUCCGCCGGCCUCCGGAUCCGGUCUGGGUUCCGGUCUGGGUUCCGGCCCGGGUGCGGGCUCAACCCUCCCUACUGGCCCCGCGCCGGAUAUGUCGGGGGUCCCAGCGGCAGGCACGGUAUCUCUGGCAUCCGCCACAAACCCCAGCAUGCUUGCCGUUAUCUCGACGCUGGUGUCGGCAGCGAUGUUUCUGUAG